AUGUCCAGUCCGGAUCCAGAACAGACGUAUUUAGAUAUUUCAGUAGACCUAGUGCCAAAUGAGCCGGCAGAAAUAGAACAGCCAUGUGUGGCCUGUGGCAAUGCAGGAUUGCUCAGACUGCUAAUAGUACCAGACAUGUUCUUCCCAGAUUCUCUUAUUAGCACAUUUACAUGUAGAGUGUGCCCCUUUAGAAAUAAACAAAUGGACGAGAUGAAUCAGUCUAAUAAAGGGGUUAGAAUAUCCUGUUACUUAGACAAGCCAGAGGACUUGAAGAGAUACUUAAUUAUACCGUCUAAAGCGAAAGUUUCCUUUGAGUCUGGGUUAGAUGGGGUGACAUAUACCCACCAGGAAGACAGUGUUUCAACAGUUGAAUCUCUUAUUAGAAGCAUUUUUGAAAAGCUUCUGUCAAUAUCAACGCUACCAGAGAGCAGACUAACAAAAGAAGAACUCUUGGAAUUAGAAGAGUACUCUGGAGUAGCCACAUUCUUACAGGACUCAAUGGAUAAUUUAAACAUGACACUGUCAAUUGAUGAUCCAAAAGGAGUGGCAAGAGUCAUGCCAAUUGGUGCUAACAUGCAAAGAAGUACAAAGAGCGUUCCACUGGACUAUUAUAGAGAUGGAAUUGUUGAAAUAGAGGAGUAUGAUUUAGAGCCAGAAAACUCUGGAGAAAAUAAAACUGCAGAAGACUUAGUUGAAGAAACAUCACACGAGAGUACCAGCCCAGAAUAAAUUUAGAUUAGGAUUAUUUCAGGAUAUACCGCCUACCCUACACCAGAUAUUCUAAAUAUUAAGUAAUUAUUAAUGAAUAUAUCCAGGAAAACCCAAAGAAAAUAAGAAUAAAUUAAAU
Nematocida parisii ERTm1 is the source of this 847-nucleotide messenger RNA. RefSeq lists its product as uncharacterized. The transcript has a single exon. Lineage: Eukaryota; Fungi; Microsporidia. Gene Ontology annotation, molecular function: zinc ion binding. The coding region runs from base 1 to 729 and encodes 242 amino acids. The record is from RefSeq and is a predicted model, not a curated record. Gene Ontology annotation, cellular component: cytoplasm; nucleus.